UGGAUAACGCAUUGAGAUCACGAGUGAGUACCUCAUCACCACAACUCAACAUACCGAAGCAAUCAUGCUUGUCGAAUCUUUGCUGAUAGUUUCCGCGAGCAAGAACGCAUUUCUUGCGUUCGCCGGCAUCGUGACGGGUGCCGCCGCAUGGUCUAUCUGGGGAGGCGACGUCUUUCCUCAAGCCCAGGCUGACCCGAAGGGCAACCCUGAAGAGUGGACUCGCGAGGAGAUGCGCACAUGGCUUACACUGCGUAAUCUUCAUCCAUCAGACUCAGACACCCGGGAGCAGUUACUGGAAAGGAUCCAAGCGAACAUGAGAAUCCCAAGACAGUGAGCUGGUAGUACUGGAGGAAUUGGGGGAUCCCCAAAGCUCAAAAGCCCUAUGAUAUGUUAUACCCUUUGAAGAAUACCUAGCAUGCAUUCAUUUUGUCCCAUGUUCUUCAUGGCAUUGCUAUCUUCAUAGCAGGCUGUGCGAUGGUAUCAUCAGCUGGCUAGAGGACACAUGCUGUUGGAUCCUUUUCUCCCAUCGUACUUACAUACUCGUGAUCCCAACCGCUGAAUACAAGAGCAUAAACCGGCAACCAGACAAUAUGACUACAUACAGCCAUCCGGAAAUGCUCCUUGAUGUCAACAGGAAACACUAUUUACAUUCGGGGAUCCGUAGGGUGACCCGGCAACAUGGAAC
Messenger RNA from Neurospora tetraspora, 685 nucleotides. RefSeq lists its product as uncharacterized. Bases 65 to 334 code for a protein of 89 amino acids. The record is from RefSeq and is a predicted model, not a curated record. NCBI's taxonomy places the organism in Eukaryota, Fungi, Ascomycota, Sordariomycetes, Sordariales, Sordariaceae. The transcript has 3 exons.